AUGUUGCGGGGGGGCCUGGGCAGCCUGCCCGCAAGCCAGCCGGAGGAAAGGAAGCUCAGGGCUGCCCAUGUCUGGCUGCCAUCGCCUGCGCCGUGCAGCUCCGAGCGCGGCGGGGCCCUCACGCCCUCUCUCUGCCUGCAGAACCCCUUCCACCUGCGCAUGGACCUCCACAGCCCCCUGGAAACGCUGGUGGACGUGCUAGCCGCCGUCCUGCCAGCCAACGACUGCGCCGAGGAGUUACAGACCGAGGGGCUGCCUCUGGGGCUGCUGGCCUACGGGGAGGUGGACCGGCCGGCGCUGGAGCUCUUCAUUCAGGACGCCGUGCAGCUGGUGGCGAGGGCCAUUGGCAGCGCUGUGCACGUGCGGCCCGACCUGGCGCUGCUGCACACCAUGGUCAACUGCAACGACCGGCACACAGACACCGGCCCGUCCUCGGGGGAGUACCUCUCCCGGUUCUUGGCCAACACGUCGUUCCAGGGGCAGACGGGCCCCGUGUCGGUGCACGACACGUCGGCGGUGCACACGGCCCGGCACUACCGCCUCUGGAGCCUGCUGCAGGACUCGCUGGGCCGGCCCACCUGGGUGACCGUGGGCAGCUGGCGCGAGGGCAAGCUGGCGGUGGAGGAGGGCACCUGGCAGAGCCACCUGCAGCGCAAGAGCCCGGGCGACGGGGACGGCUUCUCCCGCCCCAGGCUGCGGGUGGUGACGCUGGUGGAGCACCCCUUCGUCUUCACGCGGGAGGUGGACGAGGACGGGAGCUGCCCGGCCGGGCAGCUCUGCCUGGACCCCCACACCAAUGACUCGGCCGUGCUGGACACCCUCUUCGAGGCGCUGGGCUCCAAGAACGGCUCGCUGCCCCGGGCCCUCAAGAAGUGCUGCUACGGCUACUGCAUCGACCUGCUGGAGAAGCUGGCCGAGGACCUGCCCUUCGACUUCGAGCUGUACAUCGUGGGCGACGGCAAGUACGGCGCCUGGAAGAACGGGCGCUGGACCGGGCUGGUGGGCGACCUGCUGAGCGGCACGGCUCACAUGGCCGUCACCUCCUUCUCCAUCAACUCGGCCCGGAGCACAGUCAUCGACUUCACCAGCCCCUUCUUCUCCACCAGCCUGGGCAUCCUCGUGCGGACCAAGGACACGGCCUCGCCCAUCGGUGCCUUCAUGUGGCCCCUGCACUGGACCAUGUGGGUGGGCAUCUUCGUGGCGCUGCACGUGACGGCGCUCUUCCUCACGCUCUAUGAGUGGAAGAGCCCCUACGGCAUGACGCCCCAUGGCCGCAACCGCAGGAAGGUCUUCUCCUACUCCUCCGCCCUCAACCUGUGCUACGCCAUCCUCUUCGGCCGCACCGUGUCCAGCAAGACGCCCAAGUGCUGGACCGGCCGCUUCCUCAUGAACCUCUGGGCCAUCUUCUGCCUCCUCGUGCUCUCCAGCUACACGGCCAACCUGGCCGCCGUCAUGGUGGGCGAGAAGACCUUUGAGGAGCUCUCGGGCAUCCACGACCCCAAGCUGCACCACCCCUCGCAGGGCUUCCGCUUCGGCACCGUGUGGGAGAGCAGCGCGGAGGAGUACAUCAAGAAGAGCUUCCCCGAGAUGCACGGGUACAUGCGGCGCUACAACGUGCCCGCCACGACCGACGGCGUCACCAUGCUCAAGACAGAGCCUGCCAAGCUCAACGCCUUCAUCAUGGACAAGUCCCUGCUGGAGUACGAGGUCUCCAUCGACUCCGACUGCAAGCUCCUGACGGUGGGGAAGCCCUUUGCCAUCGAAGGCUACGGCAUCGGGCUGCCCCAGAACUCGCCCCUGACCUCCAACAUCUCCGAGUUCAUCAGCCGCUACAAGUCAGCCGGCUUCAUGGACCUGCUGCACGACAAGUGGUACAAGAUGGUGCCCUGUGGCAAGCGCGUCUUCGCCGUCACCGAGACCCUGCAGAUGGGCAUCUACCACUUCUCGGGGCUCUUCGUGCUGCUGUGCAUCGGGCUCUGCGGGUCCCUGCUCACCUCCCUGGGCGAGCACAUCUUCUACCGCCUCAUCCUGCCCCGCAUCAAGAGGAAGAAGAAGUUCAACUACUGGCUGCAUACCAGCCAGAAAAUCCACCGGGCGCUGAACAUGGGCUUGGAGGAGCAGAAGAACCAAAAGCUGAGCCUGGAGAAGAGCUGCAACAUCCAGAAGAGCCAGGAGCCCCCGGCGUGCCCCCCCAGCCAGCCCAGCUGGAACAACCUCCGGAAGGCGGCGGGGAAGGAAGAGAAGCGGGUGCACUUCAACCUGGCGAAGGAGCCCGCGGAGGCAGAGCCGGGCCCGGGGCAGGAGGCGCCAGUGUGGCACUGCAUGAAUGGCCGGGCCCCACAGCAGGAGGCGGGGGACAAGGAGGCCGAGGCGGCCGAGCUCAGGGAGCUGGAGGAGAGGAUCAAGGACAUGAGGGACCAGCUGCGGGCGGCGCUGGUGAGGAAGAGCGAGCUGGUCGUGGCGCUGGGGCCUGCUCCGAGCCGCCACGCGCUGCCCAUCAGGGCUAUCACCAAGAAGAGCGCGGACAGCUCCAGCCCGGAAAGCAGGCAGCCUUGCCUUCAGGGCAACGUCCCUGUCCCCUCCCUGCAGCGGAGGCUCCCUGCACACAGCAACAAGCCACUGUGA
Molecule: messenger RNA, 2625 nt
Organism: Alligator sinensis (Chinese alligator)
Lineage: Eukaryota; Metazoa; Chordata; Crocodylia; Alligatoridae
Gene: GRIN3B
Product: glutamate ionotropic receptor NMDA type subunit 3B
Exons: 10
Coding region: 1-2625 (874 amino acids)
Biological process (GO): ionotropic glutamate receptor signaling pathway; modulation of chemical synaptic transmission; monoatomic ion transport
Cellular component (GO): postsynaptic membrane; plasma membrane
Molecular function (GO): NMDA glutamate receptor activity; transmitter-gated monoatomic ion channel activity involved in regulation of postsynaptic membrane potential
Source: RefSeq, a predicted model, not a curated record